Molecule: messenger RNA, 1449 nt
Organism: Triticum aestivum (bread wheat)
Lineage: Eukaryota; Viridiplantae; Streptophyta; Magnoliopsida; Poales; Poaceae
Product: protein BCCIP homolog
Exons: 8
Coding region: 129-1247 (372 amino acids)
Cellular component (GO): nucleus
Source: RefSeq, a predicted model, not a curated record
GUCCCCUCUCGGCCCAGCCUGCUCCAAGAAAAGGGAAGCGAGGGCUGCGACCCGAGUGCGAUUGUUUCUCCCCCUUUCCCCUCAGCGCCGCCGGUCGCCGCCGCCACCCUCACCGCCCGCGACGAGACAUGCCCGCCGGCCGGAAGCGCCCAGCUCCAUCCCCGUUCGCCGGCUUCUCAACGUUCGCCCGCUCCCUCCUCUUCUCCCCCGCCUCCGGCUUCUCAAGGCUGCCGCUCACCAAUGCCGGCCCCGCCGCCAAACCCCAUCAAGAGACCGCCGCCAUGCCGCCGCCCCCGCCCAAGCGCGCGAAGCAGGCCGAGCCCUCCAGCGACGACGAGCGCCCCAGCAGCGACGCCGACCAGGAGCUCUCGGGAAGCGACGGCGACGGGGACAGCGACAGCUCUCUGGAGUGCUCGAGCAGCGACGACGGAGAAGACGCGUCCCAGGAGAUGGAGACGGUGCAGGCCGACUUCGCCUUCUUCGACCCCAAGCCCACCGACUUCCACGGCGUCAGGCUGCUGCUCAAGACCUACCUCGACUCCAAGCCCUGGGACCUCACCGGCUUCGUCGACCUCGUCCUCGAGCAGACCACCGUCGGCACCGUCGUCAAGAUGGCCGAGGACGAGGAUGACGACGAGGGUGAAGAAGCAAAUGGGGGUGACAAGAGCGACGACGAUGAGGACCUGUUCGGUCUCAUUACCGUGCUCAAUUUGGGAAGAUACGGGGAGAACCGUUGCAUCAAGGAUCUUAAGGAGUAUCUGCUUGCUGUUUGCGGCGACAAGGACACCAAGAAGAAGCUCAAGUCGCUGCUGGAAGACAAGGCAUCCACUGUCGGCCUGCUCGUGUGCCGGCGCUUUGUGAAUUUCCCGUAUGAAAUGGUGCCUAAGAUGUAUGAUUCGCUCUUUGAUGAGGUUGCCUGGGCGACAGAGGAUGAGCCAACACCAGAACUCCAGGACUCCUUCCGAUUCAAGCAGUACCUGCUGCUUGUAAGAAUCUUGGAGAGAAAAACUCCUCCAAAGCAGAAAGCAAAGAAUAAUAAAGAUGAGGGUGAACCUGUUAUCUACCCGAAGUUGGAGGACGAAAUUUUCCGUGAGCUUAGUUCGUGGUCUUUUACCUUCCCAAUUCGCGCAGAACAGUCAGCUCAGCAGGAGCUGAAGAACUACAAGGAGAUGGGCUUGGUGAUGUGCCUUAAAGCCGAAGCGAUUCCAAAGUUCCGCAAGAAGCUGGAGGCCUUGGUAUGUGAAUAGCAGGUCUCUUUGCUCAUAGGCGCAAAUGUGCAAUCGCCACUCCCGACGCGCGACGAGGUUGAUCUGUACUAGUAAAAGGAAUGAUUUAUGGACUAGUCCAUCUUUUUUCAUGUAGUGCUAGAGGAUGUUCUUUCAUGGAGGGGUCCAUUGGUUGGCUCAAGACAUGAUUUGCCUUUUGAGCAUUGCAUAAUCUGCCCCUAAA